UUCCCAUGAAACCUUUCUUCUCUGAAAGCUUACAUUUCAGCUUUCUAGUAAAAAUCUCAUGAUUCUAUCAAAUGCCUUGUGUUCGCCUCUUGCUUCUGUUUCUCCCGCUUUCCAUCGUUGUUGUCACUGCCCAAACUUUCCGUAACGUUAGCUUAGGGUCUUCUCUCUCCACCAACGAUGAAAACCCUUAUUGGGUUUCGCCUUCUGGGGAAUUCUCUUUUGGGUUCUAUCGCCUUCCCAACGGAGAUCGUUUCCUGCUCGCCAUCUGGUUCGAUAAAAUACCAGAAAAAACUGUAGUCUGGUCUGCAAAUGGAGAUGAGCCGGUGCAGGGAGGAUCGAAGGUUGAGCUGACAACAGAAGGCCGUCUACUUCUCACUGACGCUCAAGAUGAAGAGAUAUGGAGGGCCGAAUCCAACAACGGUACUGUAGCCUCUGCUGCCGUUCUUGACACUGGGAACUUUGUGCUGAGGAGGACCGAUUCCGUCAUCGUGUGGGAGAGUUUCGACGUACCCACUGACACCAUCUUACCUUCUCAGAUAUUGGGAUUGGGUAGCCAGCUUUCUUCUCAUCUAACAGCGAAGAACUACUCGAAGGGAAGGUUCCAGCUUCGUGUACAGUCGGACGGUAACCUUGUGUUUUAUCCUGUAAAUCUCCCCACCCAAUCCCGUUAUGAUGCUUAUUGGGCUAGCGACACCGUUGAUUCUGGUUAUCAGCUCGUCUUUAACACGUCAGGCUAUAUUUACUUUACUCAAAGAAAUGGAAGCAUGUUCAACCUCUCAAAUAAUGGCAAAAUGGUUUCGACGAAAGAUUUCUACCACAGGGCAACACUCGAUUUUGAUGGUGUUUUCAGGCAAUACAUCUACCCAAAGAACCAUUCGAGCAGCGGAAGCUGGGCUGAGUCCUGGUCUGUAGUCUGGUAUGAGCCUCCCAACCUUUGCACAGCCAUACGUUCGGAAGUCGGCAGUGGAGCUUGUGGAUUUAAUAGCUACUGCAAACCAGAUGAUGACCAGAGGCCUAGCUGCGAAUGCCCGCCUGGGUAUUCCUACCUGGAUCCAAAUAACACAUUUGGUGGAUGUAAACAAGACUUUGCUCCACAGAGUUGCGAUUCAGGUGUGGAAGGUCUGUUUGAAUUGAGGGAGAUGACAAGCACAGAUUGGCCACUGUCCGACUUUGAACGGUAUAAUCCCACAAAUGAAGAUGAGUGCAGAAAAGCUUGCUUGAGCGACUGUUUCUGUGCAGUCGCCAUUUUCAGAGAUGGCUACUGUUGGAAGAAGAAGCUCCCGCUCUCAAAUGGGAAGAUGGACCCGAGCGUCGGUGGAAAGGCCCUCAUCAAAGUGUCCAGAGGUAAUUUUACUUUGCGGCCUCCUCCUCCUCCUCCUAGCACAGGCACAGAGAAGAAUGAGCGACGGACUCUGGUCCUCGUCUUAUCAGUGCUUCUAGGCAGCUCGGUGUUUCUCAACUUCCUCUUCUUGUCAGUGGCUCUGUUUGCUGUUUUCUUCUCAUAUCAUAAAAAGCUGCUGAAAACUCAGCCAGAGCAGAGCACGAUGGGAUUGAAUUUGCGGUGCUUUACAUACAAAGAGCUGGAAGAAAUCACAGAUGGAUUCAAGGAAGAACUAGGCAGGGGCGCUUUUGCCAUUGUUUAUAAAGGGGUGUUAGCAUCAAAUUCACAAAAUUUCAUUGCCGUCAAGAAGUUAGACAUGGUGUUGAAAGAAGCCGAGAAGGGAUUCAGAACUGAAGUGAUCUUAAUUGGCCAGACCCAUCAUAAGAAUCUCGUCAAGCUGCUUGGAUUCUGCGAGGAGGGGUCGCACCGGCUAUUGGUCUAUGAGUUCAUGAGAAAUGGAUCUUUAGCGAGCUUCCUCUUCGAAGGUCCAAGACCCAGCUGGAACAAACGAAUGCAGAUUGCUUUCGGAAUCGCUAGAGGGCUAAUGUACUUGCACGAGGAGUGCGGCUCACAGAUCAUCCACUGCGAUAUAAAACCCCAAAACAUACUCCUCGACGACUCUUUCACGGCAAGGAUAUCUGAUUUUGGAAUAUCAAAGCUUUUGAAGACCAACCAGAGCCGAACCACUACGUGCGUUAGAGGAACCAAAGGAUAUGUCGCACCUGAAUGGUUCAGGAACAUGCCGGUCACAGCAAAGGUAGACGUUUACAGUUUUGGGGUCAUGUUGCUUGAGAUCAUUUGUUGCAGGAAGAACAUCAAAUCGGAGAUUGAAGAUGAUCAGAAUGCAGUGCUGACAUACUGGGCUUCAGAUUGCUAUAGAGCAGGGAGACUAGAUAUGUUAGUCGAGGAUGACACAGAGGCACUAGAUGACAUGAGGAGGAUGGAUAGGGUAGCCAUGGUGGCACUUUGGUGCAUUCAGGAGGAUCCAUCACUUAGGCCUUCCAUGAAGAAGGUGACACAGAUGCUAGAAGGAGCAGUAGAAGUUUCUGUACCCCCAAACCCUUACUCCUUCAUUAGUUCAAUUGGAUGAAACCCUACAUCCUGAAUUUUAUCAUGUUUUAGCAUGUUUUUUCUCUUUAAGUCACCAUGUUUCAAUCGAGAUUGAUUCUGUAAGUAGCAUAAACAAGUUAGGCUAUGGACUUGGAAAUUCACUGCCUGAGACCUCUUGUAUUUCUCAUUACAAGUUUCCAACAAUUUCUUUUUUAGUAUGAAUAUCCACAUUUUUAUGGCUUCAAUCAUACGGUUGUAUUUAUCUAUAAUAGUUGAUACAUCAAAAUUACAGGUCAUGCACCCUGACUUUGUAGCA
Molecule: messenger RNA, 2747 nt
Organism: Magnolia sinica
Lineage: Eukaryota; Viridiplantae; Streptophyta; Magnoliopsida; Magnoliales; Magnoliaceae
Product: G-type lectin S-receptor-like serine/threonine-protein kinase LECRK3
Exons: 1
Coding region: 72-2471 (799 amino acids)
Biological process (GO): protein phosphorylation
Molecular function (GO): ATP binding; protein serine/threonine kinase activity
Source: RefSeq, a predicted model, not a curated record